AUGGAAAAGAGGGUUAUGGCUUGUGGAAAGCGUAAAAUGAAUAGUAGAAAUGGUUCAAAAAGUACAAUACGCUAUCACAUCGAACGUGGACUUGAUUUGGAUUCUUCAACAGGUCAAAUUGAGACUUGGAGGCUUACACAUUGGGAUGAGAAAAAAGGAUGGAGAUCUACUGAUGCAGCUGCAAAAUAUGCAUUGAAAAGGGGUCCAGUUUUCAGUUCUGCUUUCAGUCCUCUUGUUCAGAUAAUAGCAGCAGUAUUCGACAUUCCAUUUCUACAUGAACCAUUACAUCUUGGAAGUUUAGUGGGAUCCGCUAUUGUCGUAGCAGGAUUGUACAUUCUUCUAUGGGGAAAGAACAAAGAAAUGCAAAUGUCUGGCGUUGAAAAAGGAGAUCCAGAAAACGAAAUGGUGAAGGUUCAAGACCCUGACCCUGAGUCUCAUCCCACGGCUGUCACUUGUGGUUCCAAGGACCCGCCAACGGUGGAAUGUUAGACCACGUGUCUCGGUCGUCUUUGUUUCUCAUCUGAAUGCUUUUAUGUCACAAACUUGUACAACCGUUUACGAUAAGACUAUGAGAUGCCAUAUUCCCAAUAAAAAUAGAUUAAUUUGUUUGAGGAAAA
Molecule: messenger RNA, 617 nt
Organism: Lactuca sativa (garden lettuce)
Lineage: Eukaryota; Viridiplantae; Streptophyta; Magnoliopsida; Asterales; Asteraceae
Source: RefSeq, a predicted model, not a curated record